Mesocestoides corti is the source of this 1311-nucleotide messenger RNA. NCBI's taxonomy places the organism in Eukaryota, Metazoa, Platyhelminthes, Cestoda, Cyclophyllidea, Mesocestoididae. The record is from the annotation of a GenBank genome assembly.
AUGCACCCUCGUGCUGUUUCGUUUGUGGCACUACACAACCACCUUCGACGACGUUUAUCGUCAUACUCGUGGUCCUCAUUGGUUCCCGAAAAGAAGGCGUUCAUUGGAGGGAAUUGGGUAUCCGGGUCAUUGGGUAAAACAUUUCCUGUAAUUAACCCAGCGACAGAACAGCAAAUUGCCGAGGUGCCGUGCAUUUUUGCGCAGGAGGUGGACUGUGCCAUCGAAGCAGCAGCCGAAGCUCAGAAGACCUGGGCAGUUGCAACCGUCGGGACUCGAGCUAGCGUCAUUGAGGGCUGGGCCAACUCAAUUGAACGUAACGCCUCCGUACUGGCCGAAUUGAUUACUGCUGAGAAUGGCAAAGUCGACGUCGACGCUCGAGGUGAGAUAGCCUCGGCGGUGAGCGGGCUGCGCUGGUACGCCAACGAGGCGCGUUCCACAUGCGGACAGAUCAUUCCCUCCACCCACGUCCCCGGUCGUCGACUCCUCGUUUUUCACCAGCCCGUCGGCGUCGUUGGCAUGAUCACACCUUGGAACUUCCCGUUGUCGAUGUUUACGCGUAAGGCCGGUGCGGCCCUGGCCGCGGGCUGCUCCGUGGUGCUGAAGCCUGCCGAGGAGACUCCCCUGACAGCACUGGCGGCAGUCUAUUUGGCCUCAGCCGAGGCCGGACUUGAUGGUCGUCUGCUUAGUGUCGUUACGGCUCCGCGCGAAGACGCGGACAUGGUUGGAAAAGCCUUCUGUUCGCACCACUUGAUCCGACAAAUUGGCUUCACGGGUUCGACGAGUGUUGGGAAAAAACUAUAUGCAGCGGCAGCGGCAAACAUGAAGCGCGCUCAGCUGGAGUUGGGCGGCAACGCUCCAUUCAUUGUCUUCGAGUCAGCUGAUCUUGAUCUCGCUGUCUCGCAGGUGAUCGCUUCCAAGUUCAGGUGCUCUGGACAGACGUGCGUCUGCGCCAAUCGAAUCCUGGUUCAAGACUCCAUCUACGACACCUUCGUCGACAUGCUCACAACAGCUGUGAGUGGUCUGGUGCUGGGUGAACACCAGGGUCCUCUCAUAAACAGGGCCGCGUUAACUAAGGUACCGCACUUAUUUGGUGCAGUAUGCCCUGAAGGUAGAUUUAAUUCGAGGUCAGAUUACGCAAGGUCGACUGACCAAUCAAACGACCAGAAAUAUGGCAUUUACAUCAUCAACCCAAUCGACAACGUCAACCAUGGUUGUCUGGUUACUCGGUUAUCUGUUAUUUUGGGGGUCGACUUAACAAACUCUCACGUGAUUGGUCGAACAGUCUGGUACCUCAGCAUAACGAGGGCAUAA